This is a messenger RNA of Schistosoma margrebowiei, 229 nucleotides long. The record is from the annotation of a GenBank genome assembly. Lineage: Eukaryota; Metazoa; Platyhelminthes; Trematoda; Strigeidida; Schistosomatidae.
AUGAAUUCGAGUUAUUUAUUUAAAUUACCGUUUACAUGUCCAUCACAGUUCCCUAUCUUCACACGUUCAAUUAUCAGCGUGGUGUUUUUUGGGAGCGAUCAUUAUUCAUUACCUCAUUUACACGCCUUGGAAGAGCGUCAAUCUCAGCAUAAAGAUAUUCGAUUAUUGUUUGUGGUUACUACCUCGGAUAAAACUCCUGUUAGAUAUCAUUGUAUUCAGAAUAAAAUAG